Molecule: messenger RNA, 3601 nt
Organism: Petromyzon marinus (sea lamprey)
Lineage: Eukaryota; Metazoa; Chordata; Hyperoartia; Petromyzontiformes; Petromyzontidae
Gene: KEAP1
Product: kelch like ECH associated protein 1
Molecular function (GO): protein binding
Source: RefSeq, a predicted model, not a curated record
GGACUCUUACUGUGAAGUCGCUGCCCGAGGCCGCGACUGCUGACUCACGGUGACUGUGCCGCUCUCCUCGGUCCAGAACCGGGGCCGAGAGGACGAGGAGAGGACGAAGUGAGACGAGGUGAGGGGGUAACGACGCGCGGGGGUGGGAAGAGAAAGAGGUGAAGCGGGAGAGACGAGGAGUGAUGAGGUUGCGAUCUCGAGACAGCCUUUGCGGGCUGGAGAUGAUGCCCUGGGAGUUGUCUCACUAGACAGCAGCAAUUGCCGAGUGAUGGGUGCACGUGGUGGAUCCGAAAACGCCACCUCCAACGGCACUGCACAACUGCGGCCGACAACCAUAAUCAUAGUCACAACUAUAGCCACAACCUCAAACGCACCCUUAGCUGAGCAACCUGAACCGUGAUCAACGAUAGUGACCACACCUGUUUUGGUGUCUCCGAUUCACAACGACACAACAAAAUCAAUCACACUGGUACAUAUAUUCUCCAACAGCCCGCCAAAACCACAAUCGACCUCAUCUGCCCCUGUGUCUCAACGCAUUUCACCGUAUCUCCCGCUGCCACCUUUCUCCUCCUGUGACUUCCAUAUCCUCCUAUCUUUUUCCGCCGUCCUGUGUCUUGUGCCUCCCUUCUUCUUCCUGUGCUUUCCUUCUUCCUGUAUCUCCUCGUUCCUCUCUUAAUCCGUGUGCCCCACCAGUAUUCCAACCGUGCCGCCCCCGGCCCGUAUCUCCCUGGCCAUGUCUGAGGACCGUGACUGCGACUCCCCGUGCCCCCCAUAUCUCCCCACGCCGUCCCCGGGGAAUCAGUGUGGCUCAGAACCAUGGGGCUGCGGGGCGGUGGUGCUGCCCUCCAUGCGGGGCGCCGGCGUUCUUGACUACUCGCUUGAAGGCCACGCCGUCUCCGCUUUCACCGUGCUCAACGAUCUACGGCUGCGCAGGCAGCUGUGUGACGUGACGCUGCGUGUGCGGGCCGGUGGGGACGAAAAGGACGUGGAGGCGCACAAGGUGGUGCUGGCCUCCUGUAGCCCCGUGUUCCGAGCCAUGUUCACAGCUGGGCUGAAGGAGAGCGCCAUGGAGGUUGUCACCAUAGAGGGCGUCCACCCCAAGGUGAUGGAGCGGCUGGUGGAGUUUGCGUACACGGCGCGCGUCUCCGUGGGCGAACGUUGUGUGCUGCACGUGAUGAGCGGGGCCGCCAUGUACCAAAUGGACGCCGUCGUCACCGCCUGCUGUGACUUCCUGCUCAAGCAGCUGGACCCGAGCAAUGCCAUCGGCAUCGCCAGCUUCGCCGAGCACAUCGGCUGCACGGAGCUGCAGAGGGGCGCGCGCGACUACAUCUACCGGCACUUCAGCGAGGUGUGCAAACAGGAGGAGUUCUAUAACCUGUCCCACUGCCAGCUGCUGACUCUGAUCAGCCGCGACGAGCUGAACGUGCGCUGCGAGUCGGAGGUCUACAACGCGUGCCUCGAGUGGGUUCGCUACGACUGCGCCAACCGUCGGCCCUACAUACACGCCCUGAUCAACGCCGUGCGCUGCCACUCUCUCACACCCAGCUUCCUGCAGGCUCAGCUACAGAAGUGUGAGCUGCUGAGGUCAGACUCUGCUUGCAAGGACUACCUGGCACGCGUCUUCCACGAGCUCACGCUGCACCAGCCCAGCGCCUGCGCAGCCAAAGGCCGCACCCCUGCCGUGCCCCAGCUCGUAUACACGGUGGGCGGGUACCUACGCCAGUCCCUGCCGAGCGUGGAGGCGUGGUGCCCCGGCCGCACGUCGUGGCUGCGCCUGUCCGACCUGCCGGUGCCGCGCUCGGGGCUGGCGAGUUGCGUGGUGCACGGCCUGCUCUACGCCGCUGGCGGCCGCAACAACUCCCCCGACGGCAACACCGACUCGUCGGCGCUCGACUGCUUCAACCCCAUGAGCAACCAGUGGACCCGCCGGCAGCCCAUGAGCGUGGCGCGCAACCGUGUCGGCCUCGGCGUCAUCGACGGGCUCAUCUACGCCGUGGGGGGCUCUCACGGGUGCAUGCACCACAGCAGCGUCGAGAGGUACGAUCCUGAGAGAGAUGAGUGGUCUCGGGUGGAGCCCAUGUCCACAGCCCGUAUCGGCGUCGGCGUGGCCGUUCUGAACAGGUUGCUGUACGCUGUAGGAGGGUUUGACGGGGUGCACCGACUCUCCUCGGUUGAGUGUUAUCAUCCUGAAAACGAUGCGUGGCUUCCGGUCGCCUCCAUGGGAACCGUGCGCAGUGGAGCAGGAGUGGUUGCGCUGGACCGAUACAUCUAUGCGCUGGGUGGCUAUGACGGCGUGGAGCAGCUGGACAGCGUAGAGCGCUACGACCCGGAGACGGACAUAUGGACGCCCGUGUCUCACAUGAGACAUCGCAGAUCCGCGCUGGGCGUCACUGUCCUUGGGGGGAAGAUCUACGUGCUGGGCGGCUAUGACGGACAGGCGUUCCUUGCCAGUGUCGAGAGUUACGACGCCGAGUUGGACACCUGGACUGAGGAGACGCCCAUGGCGUCUGGGCGCAGCGGCGCCGGUGUCUCCGUCACCAUGGAGCCCUGUCUCGCCCGUCUCGAGUACUGAGAUAUAAAGACACAGGGACAUGGACCCAGAGACAAGGAGACACAGAAACGACCGUGGCGUUUGAGCAGACCGGGGCCUGCUGUCUUUCCAUUACCAUGGAGCCCUGUUUUUGCUGUCUCGAGUACUGAGACUCGAGGACACUGGGACAUGGAAGCACGAAGACACAGGAACACAAUGACACAAGGACACAGGCACAACCACUUUGUUUAAGGAGACUGAGACUGGUGUCUCUUUUUCUAUGGAGCCCUGUGUCUUCCGUCUUGAGUCCUGAGACACGGAGACAUGAAGACACGGGGACAUGGGACAACAGGGAGGCACAAAAACAUGGAACACAUGGGGAUAUGGAGACACAUGCAUAUGAAAGAUUUCAGAUGUGGGUGUGAAAAAAUGAAAACUAUGAUACAGAGAGACAAGGAAAUAUGGACACGGAGCCAUGGAAACUUGGAGAUAUGAAAACGUGGAGAUGCAGAGACAAGGAGAUGGGGAAACAGAGAUAAUGAGGGAGUCUGAUGAGUGUGGUUGGUCACAAACACUUGUGACCCAUUCACCUUUAAACUGAUGUAGAUCCAGUGGGUGGUAACAACCCCCCCCCCUUACACUUUCCUGGCUCAGUGACCGUUUAACCAAUCAUGACUUAGUGACCGGUCACAACCACAGAGCCAUCACGCCACCGGGACUGAUGAUGAACCCAAUGACUGAUGAUGACCCUGAACUGAAUGUGACCCUUGGGAGAUAGUGACCCAAUAACCGGUCACGACCUCUGGACGCUGGCGUGGAAUAAUGGUUGCCAUUUUGAAUUUCCCUUCUGAGAUGGAGUCACGACGAUGAUGUCGAUGAUGAUGUCACAUCUGUUAAUUGUAAUGAUAAUGUUGAUAUUGGUGGUGAUGAUGGUCACAUUUAUAAUUGUGAUGUCGAUGUUAAUAUGUUGAUGAUAGUUAUGUUUGUGAUGUUGAUGAUGUGUGAAUGACGGUGAUGAUGUUCAUGAUGAUGAAAUAAUUUGCUGCUUUAAAUAAAGAAGUCGGACAUGAA